This is a messenger RNA of Poecilia latipinna (sailfin molly), 2233 nucleotides long. Its product is annotated as disintegrin and metalloproteinase domain-containing protein 10-like. The annotation marks the transcript as partial. Gene Ontology annotation, molecular function: metalloendopeptidase activity involved in amyloid precursor protein catabolic process. The record is from RefSeq and is a predicted model, not a curated record. The transcript is spliced from 13 exons. Gene Ontology annotation, cellular component: plasma membrane; synaptic membrane. NCBI's taxonomy places the organism in Eukaryota, Metazoa, Chordata, Actinopteri, Cyprinodontiformes, Poeciliidae. Gene Ontology annotation, biological process: Notch signaling pathway; membrane protein ectodomain proteolysis.
AUUAAAUCCAGCUGCUCCAUUCUUACACUAAUCAGCUGUCAUAUCAAAACUGAUCAUUAUGUUCCUUUUAAGCAUUUCAAAGUCAUUCCCGUGUCUCCGCUCUAUCUGCCAGAUUAUCCUCACAAGUACGGCUCAGAGGGAGGCUGUGCUGACCGCUCUGUGUUUGAAAGGAUGAAGAAGUACCAGGCGUCUGCAGUCGAAGAGCCGAGCGAUGGGGUAAGCAGGGUGACAGAAGACGAUGACGCUUACGGUCCAGUUAUUCUGAGGAAAAAGAGGGCAGCUGGGAAGGACAAAAACACCUGCCAGCUCUACAUCCAGACUGACCACUUCUUCUAUAAAUACUACGGCUCCAGGGACGCCGUCAUCGCCCAGAUCUCCAGCCAUGUGAAGGCCAUUGACUCCAUUUACCAGGACACAGACUUCUUGGGCAUCCGAAACAUCAACUUCAUGGUUAAAAGGGUCAGGAUCAAUACCACAGAGAAUGCCAAGGACACCACCAAUCCUUUUCGCUUUUCUAACAUUGGCGUGGAAAAAUUUCUGGAGCUGAACUCUGAGCAGAACCACGACGAGUACUGCCUGGCCUACGUCUUCACCGACAGGGACUUUGAUGACGGCGUGCUCGGGUUGGCUUGGGUCGGCGCUCCUUCAGGAAGCUCUGGAGGCAUUUGUGAGAAAAGCAGGCCCUACUCUGAUGGGAAGAAGAAAUCUCUCAACACCGGUAUCAUCACUGUGCAGAACUAUGCGUCACACGUCCCGCCUAAAGUGUCACACAUCACCUUCGCACACGAAGUUGGACACAACUUUGGCUCUCCCCAUGACUCUGGGAGUGAGUGCACCCCUGGAGAAUCCAAGGAGAAGUUGAAGAAGGAGUCGGGAAACUUCAUCAUGUACGCCAGAGCCACAUCGGGGGACAAACUGAACAACAACAGGUUCUCCAUCUGCAGCAUUCGGAAUAUAAGCGCAGUUCUGAUGAAGAAGAAAGAUUCCUGCUUUGUUGAGUCUGGUCAGCCCAUCUGUGGCAAUGGACUGGUGGAAGCAGGAGAGCAGUGCGACUGCGGCUACAGAAUUGACUGUAAGGACGAGUGCUGCUAUAAUGCCGACGAAGGGCCGGAAUUAAAGUGCAAACUUAAACCUGGAAAAAUCUGCAGUCCAAGCCAAGGCCCGUGUUGUACAACUAAAUGUACUUUUAAGGAUAAUAGUGAGAGUUGCAGAGUGGCAUCUGAAUGUGCUCAAAAAGGCUUUUGCAACGGACGCGUUGCGCAGUGUCCAACCUCAGAACCAAAGGAAAACAACACCGCCUGCCACGAGGGGACACAAGUUUGCAUCAAUGGGAUCUGCUCUGGUUCUAUUUGUAUGAAGUACGGUCUGGAAGUGUGCACCUGCGCCAGUAAAGACAACAAGAACGAAGCAGCUGAGCUCUGCCAUGUUUGCUGCCAGGAAAAAAACGAUGCCAGCACCUGCAGCAGCACCGGUUCAGAAAAAUGGGCUAAAUUCUUUAAUAAAGAAGUGAAAACGCUGCCGCCUGGCUCACCCUGCAACGACUUUAAAGGAUACUGUGACGUCUUCAAGAAGUGCCGACUGGUGGACGCCGACGGGCCGCUGGCCAGGCUGAAGAAAGCGUUUUUAAACCCAGAGCUGUAUGAGAACAUCGCAGAUUGGAUUGUGGCUCACUGGUGGGCUGUGCUGCUGAUGGGAGUUGCUCUCAUUAUGCUGAUGGCGGGUUUCAUCAAGAUCUGCAGCGUUCACACACCCAGCAACAACCCCAAACUUCCCGAACAUAAACACCUCACAGAUACACUAAGAAUAAACAGAGGUCAGCGACAGCAGCACCAGCAGCAACGACGAGGUCAGCAUUACCAACCACGGUCCGGAGAACGGGUAUUGAUGCAACCCCUGAGGCAAUGAGACGACUCUCUGCUCCUUGCCUUUGUUCUUAGUGCCUACAACAGGAGCACUUUACUCCAAAGAGUUACCUUUACCACAGAAAUCAAAUUUCAAAGAACUUUGAACCGAAGAUGUUUUAUUGUGGGGGCUGCUGUCUUCUCCCUCCUCUUCUCUGAGAGCCAGUUUAAUAAUGGUUCACAAAGCUUUUAUAGGAAACAAAUCUUUCAAGGCGGGAUGAGUUUGCAGUUGUUUUUCCAUGUGGUCUUAAUUAUCUCACUUUGUUUCUUUCAAAGAUUUUUUUUUUCUCAUCGUUUAUGAGAACGGAUGGUUAUGAUUUUAUGAUUUUGUU